UUAAAGAUAUAGACGUCAUUUUGACAGACUUCCAAUAAGUGAAAAAUGGCUGACUUUCUGAAGGAGUUGCCAUCCUACGAUGAAAACAAUUUCACAAGAUUUAAUUCAGAAACUGGAUUAAAAUCUAGUGUAAAAAAACCCUCAGUGUAUAUAUGUACAAAGGAUCAUCCAUCUGAACAAGUGAUAACAACAGAAAAGACCAAUAUUUUAUUGCGAUAUCUCCACCAACAAUGGGAUAGAAAAAAUUGCACAAAGCGUGAUUCAGCGAAAGCCAAUUUGGAGACAAGUGAGGGCCCAUGUCCAGUGAAAAUGGCACGGCUGUCACAGGAAGAUUCCACCUGAACACACCUUCUACCUCAAGCCUCAGUCUUAUCAAAUUUUAAUGUCACUUAUACCAAAUAAGUUACUAAGAUUUUACCAAUAUGUAUCUGCUGUUUUACUGAUGUAUUCGAGAUAAACUUGGCAUUGUUAACAUAGAUUGUAUUUCUAGGUACACUAUAGAGAGCAUGGUUUAGUACAUGCCGAAAAAUAUUAGAACUUUUAUUAACUUAAGUCUUUUUACUUUUUUAUGUUUUUUUCAUGGGGCAUUACACAUAAAGUAAUGACUCAAAAAGUAAAAUCUGAUAAAUACUGCAUUUAUAAAUUAUUUUUUAUUACUUCAUACAUGUAACAGUCAUGACAGUAUAACUGAUGUCAUCCUAACAGCUAUAAUGUACUGACUGAUAGAAAGUUGGAAUAGAUAACACUUAUGAUAUGCAUUUCAUACAAAACCAUUGUCAAUGUAUAUGCAUAAUAGAGUAUUAUGUUAUUUGAAUGGAUUCCUAUGGGUAAAAUACAGGCCCAUUCAUUAUAUGUGUGCCAUUUGAUAUAGUGGUUAACUGAGAUUUCUGUUACUGAAGUCUGUGUUCAGCAUUUCAGAAAUGCAUCUGUGUGAUUUAUUUGGAGCAUACAAUGUUUGAAUGAUUCUGUUUGGGUUGUUUAAAAGUGCAGAAAGUCUGAUCGUUUCAUAUUUGUUUAUUUUUUGUACUUUACCAUUGAUAAUUAUGGUAGUCUUUCAUUACAAAUUGUGUUUUUAGCUCAACUACUCAAAGAAUAAGGAGGCUGUACUACUCGCCCAAGUGUUGGCGUCCAGUUUAAGUUUUAGGACAAUUUGGCAUUUACACUUAUAACUCACAAUACCUUUCAUUCAAUUCACUAAAUACUUCACACAGUUGUUCAGGACCAUCACACAAGGUGGUUACAUAUCUCCAUAUUAUCCUUAAUACAUAUUAUGGUUUUAGGGCACAUUUUUUAGGUUAAAGUUUUAGGGCAAAGUGGGAUUUAAACUACCACUAUUAACUUCUAUACCCUUCAUUCAGUUUACUUCAUACUUCACAUAAUUAUUAAUGCCCAUCUUACAGUUAGGUACCAUAACACCAUUUCAUCCUAUGUACAAAUUAUGGCCCCUGAUUGUCUUCAGAACUUCGGUUACAGUUUAAGGGCACAUUGUGUCCAGGAAAAGUUUAAGGGUAAUUUGGGAUUUUUACUAAAUACUUUAAUACCCUUCAUUCAUUUGACUUAUACUUUACAAAGUUGUUAAGGGUCAUCAGGUAGUUGGGUUACAUUUUUCCAUAUCAUCCUAAAUACAUAUUAGGGCCCUUGUUCAACUUUUAAGCUUCGUUUAAGUUUUUUUGGCUUCAUUGGGUUUUAACUCAGAUCUCGAAUACUGCUCAUUCAAUGGCCUUCAUACUUCAAACUGAAGCUAUCACACAAUUAGGCUGCAAAACUCCAUAUUAAUCCUUAAUACAAAUUAUAGCCCUUGUUUUUAGUUUGGUUUUUUUGUUGUUUUUUUGCUUUUGUCAGCCACAUUUUUAUAUUUUUUAACCUAGCUAUAAGACUGUUGUAUGUUGUUGUUUGGGUGGACCAGCGGGACGGCAGCGUCAAACUCACCUAUGGUAUUGAAUAAUUUAAGUUGGGUUUCACAUACAGUGACCAAUCAGGGUUUAAAGGAAGAGUUUGUGGAGACCUUUCAAGGUCACUGUUACUAAAAAUAGAAAAACAGUUGGUAUGGAAUAACUUAAGUUAACUUACGGUUGAUAUAUUGUGACCAAACUUGGUAUAUAGUUAAAGUUUAUGGAGACCUUUCAUGAGACCCUUAGGGUCAAGGUCACUGUUACUAAAAAUGGAUAACUGUUUGGUACUAUAUAACUUAAGUAAUGGUUGACAUAUUGUGACCAAACUUGGUAUGUAGGAAGAGAUUAUGGAGGACAUUUAUGGGAUUGUAUUUGGGGGGGUCAAGGUCAAGGUCACUGUUAUUAAAAGUAGAGAGAAAAAAACAGUUGAAACUUAAUUGCCGAACAAAGGGUGAAGUUCUUCUUUCAAUCAUUGAAAACCAGGUUUUAUCACCUUACGAUGUUUCUUCUUACUUUUAAAUUUGACUCUUUUUUUUAAAAGUGCUUUUGACAGGCACAUAUUACAUCAUUAUUGUGUUCAUUUCUAAGAAGCGGCAUUUAGUUGAGGGUGCUGUCCUAAGACAGAUCUUGUUUUAAAUGGAUUUUUUUUUAAAAAUGGUCUGAGUAUUGUGAAAGUCAUGUCAGAAUCAGCAUCGUAGUGCAUACACAUUAAAGUUAGCGAUAACUCAAAAGCUUUUUAAUAAAUUCAAAUGACAUUAAGUAGACAGGUUUGCCAGCGACAACAUGCACAUGUAUAGCAAGGCCAUAAAACUGGCUUUAAUAAUUAUUGAGUUAUACCCCUUCUUUGACUUGGUGGGAAAAACAGACAUGUGUUGGAAUUUGCUCCAAGGUGCUUUUUUAUUCAGUGCAGUUUGUUAAAACUUGUUUAAUUUUACAACGAUUGUGAAACAAGCUAUUGCAACUUAUAUUAAUCACUCUCGUUGGCAUGAUGUUGCAUGAGAGUGUGGUCUUGUGUUGUUGGGGAAACUAGAUUACCCGGAGAAAACAAACUUGUCCAGCUUGGUGACCACUAACCAAACUCACAUGCGCCCAGGCUGGGAUUCGAACCCGGGUCGCCUUGGUGAGGAGCGAGUGCGCUAACUACAGUUAUACUGACCAAAAAGAAAGUUAGAGUUAAAAAUACUCUUUAUUUCAGCAGCUGUCUGACACAUAGUGACAUUUCUGUAUAAAUUUACUUUUUCUAAUAUUGAUCAUGAUACUGAACCAGAUUCUCACAUUCUGCUCAGCUGGGAUAACAUACACCAGAUUCAUAAGUGCUGCUCAGCUCAGAGAGCAUGCACUUGGAGUGUGCCCUUUAGCCUGAACAUUGAAAUUAAGGAAGAGACAUUUAUCUUCUGGUGUUUGGCCAUUCUUGUAUUAACUGUUUCUUAAACAGCAAUGGACUUAAAUGGCACUGCAUUCUUGUUGCCAGUCAACUUGUCAAAUGUGCUUGUGUUUUUUUAACGAAAUACUCACUGGAUGUAGUGGAAGGUUCUGUGUACAGUUUUCUGUAAGAAGUAAGAACUUCUGAUGCCAGGGUAGACAUGGAUGUUUCGAGCGAUUAAUAUGAUAUAUCUGAUGUGUCACCACAUAAUUGCAGCUUGUAUUGUAUAGUUGGACUUUUGGGGUCAUAUUUUAAGCCAUCAGCAUUAUUAUACAAAGAAGUACAGACUAGUACACAUUUUAUACAGAUUUUAGUCAUUUAAUGUUUCUGGAUUGCAUACAAGUGUAGUUACAAUUGUAAAUCAAAACUUGUUGAUGAUGUCUUAGCCAUGGUGACUGCUUUUAACAAUAUUACAAGUCAGCAUUAAUUUUGUGUUAGUUGUAUGAACAAUCUGGACAUUCCAUCAGCAAAAUACCCUAGUUAAUUAACAAUCAUUCUGAAUGACAACCAGAAAUAUGAAGAAAAAAUGAAGGGCCAGUCAUACUGUUUAUAUAGUUGGAAUAUCAACAACCCCCAGUAUUUGAAGCAAUUACUACUUUGUUAGCCCCGCAAUGAUUCUUUUAAUAUUAAUAAAAAUGUAUACAAAAUUAUUAGGGAUGCAAACGAAUGGCAAAAUUUUAAAUUAUGUUUUCAGUUUGGAAUAGACCAUUAAUAAAGAAAACCAUGUUUUUUAAGGAAAAUAGUUGCUUUGUGCUGAUGGUUGCCAUGGCAACACAAAUAAGAUAUAUAUUCUACUACAACAAACUUAAAAAAAAUUACCUUGUCAAAAAUCAUGUUUUUUAAUUAUUUUUAAUACUGAAUUACAAAUGUCUUUAUAACAUGUUGUCUUAGAGACUGAGUUGUAUGUUUGUAAUGUACUUGCAGCUAAUGCUUUUAUGGUUGUACAGGUUACACAUUUGGUUCAUUCUUUCAAGAUUUCAAAAAUCUUGUUAAUUCUUAGGACUUGUGAGUGAAAACUGUGCUAUGUGCUUCAUUUUGUUCAUUUCUUCAUUUUGUUUGAUUAUGUGAAACUGUACCAUUAGUUCUGUAUGCUUAAACACACUUACCUGCAUUUUACUGUUAUGUAUACUUUGCCAGUUGAUGUUCGAUUUUGCUGUAUUAGUUGAUUAAUGUAUUAUUGUGUUAUGUUAAAGACAUAUUAAUAAAAUAAAUCCAAUGUUGAUCA
Messenger RNA from Mya arenaria, 4540 nucleotides. RefSeq names its product DET1- and DDB1-associated protein 1-like. Gene Ontology annotation, biological process: positive regulation of proteasomal ubiquitin-dependent protein catabolic process. The coding region runs from base 46 to 342 and encodes 98 amino acids. Lineage: Eukaryota; Metazoa; Mollusca; Bivalvia; Myida; Myidae. The transcript is spliced from 5 exons. Gene Ontology annotation, cellular component: Cul4-RING E3 ubiquitin ligase complex. The record is from RefSeq and is a predicted model, not a curated record.